UGCAGUAAUGGCGAACGAUAAAUUAGUGCCUAUCAGUUUGUUAUUUUUUGUGAGAUUUUCGCCUCUUUCGGGAAACAUAGAAACAAUUGAAAUGUCAGAAAAAUUAAAUUUGAGAGACCAGUUCUCCGAAUAUAACAACUUGGGAAAUAUCGAGUCAAAAAGUCUAGUUAGAUGUACCAAGAUAUGCCUGCUGACUGCCAAUUGCAGGUCACUGUUUUACCAGAAAGAAUUACACCAGUGUAUUUUACACAGUCUAGAUAUCCAAGAGUCGUCGGUAAAUCUCGUCACGUCAACGGGUUGGAAAUACUACAAAACGUUUGAAGAAAGUCCAAGUACUACUCCAAGUACUUUUACAAGUUCCAGUCCUGCAGAGAAAUGCACUGACACAGCUGGCUUCAUUUACAAUGCAGAUGAAAGUAUGUGUUACUUCAUUGGGACACCAGUAGCUGUUGAUUUUGACGUCAUAGAAACGGUUUGUUCAAACAUGAACAGUGAGCUCAUCAGGAUAGAUUCAGCACAAAAGCAAGCGUUUGUACAACAAUUGCUUGCUACAGACGCAGGUGCCUGGGUGUGUAUUCAGGGAGACAGGGAUGAUGGAAGCUACAAAUUUGCAGAUGGCUCAGCCAUGACAUACUUUAACUGGAACACAGCCAUGGGACAGCCUGACGACAUUAAUCGGGAUCAUAUAGUAAUGGUGAAACAAUUCAAUUAUCUAUGGCAUGAUAUGGCAGAUGAAAAACUAGACCGUCAGUGCACAUACAUUUGUGAAAAAUAAAAUAAAAGAGCACAACAAUCAUAAUUGAACAACUUCUCGUCACAUGUUUUUGAUAGUUUGCAAAAUAACUGGAUAGAUUUUAUGUGGCCACAUAUUACAGAUAGUCAUUAAGGGCAUACGAUACAGUUACUGGGGAGGUAAUGACGUUGCUAACGUAAAAUGUUAUUUUCGCGACGUCAAACUGUGACAUAUCGGGAAAAGAUGCAUUUUUCGACUGAUUUUUAUCAAUCAAACUGAUUUAAUUUGAAAACGAGUUUAUGGACCCCUAUUUUUCAAAACGGCAAUUUGUUUCAUUUUGCAGGAAGAUUAUGUGACCCAAAUUUUAUAAAACUGUAAAAAGAGGAUUUUUUUUAAUUUUGAUAAACAUGCAGCAAAAAAUGACGUUUUUUCCUCAAUUCACGAUCAUUUGAUAAAUAUGAGUUAUUUCUGAAUAAAUAAAAUGCAUAUUUUUUUAGGAUACUUAUAAAAAACAGACAUUACCGAUUAUUUAACAAAAAACAAUUUGUGUUUAUCUUUUAUAACAAAAAAGUUAUGUCUUUCUUUCGAAAAAGAAAUUACGGCCACAAAUCUGAAUUUUGAGCAAAUAUACAUAAUUUCGACCUCAUUUUACUCAAAAAGUAGCAUAUGGAGGUAUAUUUUUUAUUACAUAUUUUAUUUAAUCAGGUAAAAAACAGCCUACUAGUAUAUGCAAAUUUCCAUAAACUUGUAAAUACAGGAUCAAAACUGUAUCGUAUGCCCUUAACACAGUCACUAUAUAGAAAAAGUAAUUCAAUAUUCUAUGAAAAUAUUUUCUGUGUUUAAGGAUUGAUUAAUAUACGUUGGUAAGAUAAUAAUAAACUUACAACUUAACAAUACUUUAACAACUAAUUUUUAAUAUGUUUAUGGAUUAUGGAUUAUGGAUUAUGGAUUAUGGAUUAUGGAUAGGUAUGCAUAUCUAGAGUAUUUAAAGAACAUUGGAGCUAUGGUAGAUUGCAAAUAGAGAAUACAAUACUAAUAACUGUUUUGAAUUACUGGAAUUUCUUAAAUGGCAUUUGAUACAGAACUCAUCGAUGAUCAGAGUAAAACGGUACGUCAAACCAAUAGAGAAACCUAUGCUGUAUAUAUGAGAAAAAUAAUGUGUAUAUUUUUUUGUUUUCUAUCCUUAUUCUGUUUAAAACAUUUUUAUUUUUUAACAUUUGUAAUGUAUUAUUAAAAAUAAACUCACCGUAGAAACCAUGACUAUAAACGUGAUCACCAUGAGCCAGACGUUCUUUUCGUCUCUAUCCUGCAAUUGGGUGACAUAUUGUACAUAUGCAUCCCAACAGAUAUGGCUAUUCUGUAUUUGUAUACUAAACAGAUAACACUUAAAGCUCCACCCACUGUUGGACUACGUUUGUGUACUCCUGUGGUAACAGGAUGAACUCCAUUUUCUUCAGCGUCGAAUGUGUACAUGCUAUCAGUACUGCAACAAUGUCAAUUUCAGCAUGUUCAGUGAAUUUCACAUUCGGUUCAAAAUUCUGAACUGUAGAACAAAGCAUACACUUUUGUUUUAAAUUUGGCAGUGUUUUGUUAUUUGUUUUUAUUGUUGAAAUUAGUUGUAAUGUUAUAAUAUAUGAUAAUUAUCUUUGAGCGAUGUAUUAUUGUUGAUCAUCGGAGAUUCUUUUCUGUGUACCGGUCUAAUUGUGAUAUUCUUAAUAUUACUACGCGGGCCUCAAAAGAUCUUAAAUCUAAAAUAUUUAUUUUUCUAUCUUUUAAGGCAAAAACAAUGUACAAAAUUGAUUGCUGGAUAAAGAUAAUAACUGUUUAGUGUCUUUACGUAUCAGCUGUAUUCGUACUCGGCUCGAACCAGGAGUAAUAGUUCGCUGUAGCUCACAUUACACCUGUUUCUAAGCUCUUUACACAUACAGUUGAUAUUUAAAGACACUAAGCAGUUAAUGUCUAGAUAUAAGACCCAUCAGUGACACUAGAAUAAC
This is a messenger RNA of Mytilus trossulus (common blue mussel), 2727 nucleotides long. RefSeq lists its product as uncharacterized. The record is from RefSeq and is a predicted model, not a curated record. The coding region runs from base 8 to 775 and encodes 255 amino acids. The transcript is spliced from 3 exons. NCBI's taxonomy places the organism in Eukaryota, Metazoa, Mollusca, Bivalvia, Mytilida, Mytilidae.